CUCCCCCUUUCCCGCUAGCUAUCAUCCCGCACCCGCACGAGCUCAACCACUCUCUCUCUCUUCUACCUCUGCUCCGUCCUCCAUGGAGGGGCGAGCGAGUGUGUGAGUUGAGUCUGACUUGCAUGUGAGCCAGCCUACAGCGAGCACACGGCCCAUCCUAGACAGAGAGAGAGAGAGAGGAAGUAAUCUUGCUUGCUUGCUUAGUUGGGUUGGGUUGGGUUGUGCUUUGUGUGUGCGUCUAUGGCGCUGCCGGCGGAGAGGCGGACGGAGGAGGCCGCGGGCGUCGGCGGGUGCCGGGCGCCGGCCGGCCAGGGCGGGCUGCCCAUCGGGUUCCGGUUCCGGCCCACCGACGAGGAGCUGCUGCUGCACUACCUGCGCCGCAAGGCCCUCUCCUGCCCCCUCCCCGCCGACAUCAUCCCCGUCGCCGACCUCGCGCGCCUCCACCCAUCGGACCUGCCAGGCGAGGCCGACGGCGAGCGCUACUUCUUCCACCUGCCGGCGACGGGGUGCUGGCGGAAGGGCGGCGGCGCGGGCAGGGCGGGCGGCAGCGGCGUGUGGAGGGCCUCCGGGAAGGAGCGGCUGGUCGUGGCGCCACGCUGCGGCCGGCCUAUCGGCGCCAAGCGGACGCUCGUCUUCUGCCGCCCAGGCGGCGCGCGCACCGGCUGGGCCAUGCACGAGUACCGCCUGCUCCCCGCCGGCCUCGCCGCCUACGCCACACCCAAGAGCCUCCACGCCGCCAAGGACUGGGUGGUCUGCCGCGUGUUCAAGAAGGCCACGCCAGCGCGCCACGGCACAGCGGGGCGGCGUAGGGGGGACGCCGACGCCGACAUGACACCGGCGUCACCGUCCCCGGCGUCCUCCUGCGUGACCGAGUCGGGCAUGGAGGAGGACGAUGAUGAGACCGCCUCUAACCUGGCGCGGCGAGAGGAUUAGAGCAGCUGACCUGACCUCAAUCAUGGUCCCUGUAAUUUUCUAAUGAGUGCCCCUUUAAUUCGUCGAUCUGCUAAUGUGGUACUAGUCCGUAGUAGCAGCAGUAGUAAUCAUCAGCCCCAACUUAUCAGGAGAAACAAACCGAGCUCAAGCAAUCAGCAAACCGAGCUCAAGCAAUCAAACACCUCACCAUGUUUGACGAGUGAGCUGAGACUGAGAGCUCACUGUGAAUCAAAGAGUUCAUGUUCCAACGUUAAAUUGGAGUUCUUUUGCUCGUGAA
Molecule: messenger RNA, 1210 nt
Organism: Triticum urartu
Lineage: Eukaryota; Viridiplantae; Streptophyta; Magnoliopsida; Poales; Poaceae
Product: NAC domain-containing protein 83
Biological process (GO): regulation of DNA-templated transcription
Molecular function (GO): DNA binding
Source: RefSeq, a predicted model, not a curated record